AUGGGUUGGGGGAGGACACGUGGCGAGCUCAUCCACCUCUACGACCACGAUCCUGUGCUGCUCCAGCGGUGUAAGCUAAUUAUGGAUCUGGGGCCUAGUGACUAUAGUGAUCCAACUACUGCGGAUCUUAGCGUUAUGUUCAGCGAGUUCAAUCCUUCAGAGGUAGAUGAUGCAACCGAUAAUGGAACUCGUCUUGGGAUUGGCGGAUAUGGCAGUGUCUACAAGGCAGAACUUCGGAAAACAAUUGUUGCCAUAAAGGCUAACGAUUACAGGAGUAAGCAAGGAAGGCGGGAGUUCGAUCAAGAGGUUGAGAUCCUCAGACAUGUCAGACAUGAAAACCUGGUAAAACUCAUCGGAGUGUGCAGCAUGAGGCUCGCCCUAAUUUAUGAAUUUUUACCCAAUGGCACCCUUGAACAUCGCCUCGCUGGUGGGGAAAUGUUCUCAUGGGUGGAAAGAAUCCGAGUAGCCAUGAGCAUAUGUUCUGCUCUCGAGUUUCUCCACAAUGUCAGGCCUGCUCCAAUUGCUCAUGGUGAUCUUAAACCAGGCAACAUACUUUUCGACGAAAGAUACGUAUGCAAGCUCGGCGACUUUGGAAUUUCCCGUCCCUUGAAAUAUAGAAGCGAUACAGCAACGCCGGGCCAUACUACUAAGGAGGGGAAGGGUACCAGGUACUACAUUGACCCUGAGUUCAUCAGGAGUGGCAGAUUGACCCCUCGAUCAGAUGUGUACGCUUUCGGUAUCAUAAUGCUGCAGUUGGUCACCGGUCGAGAUCCACCAGAAAAUCUAAGAACUCAAGUAGAAGAAAAUCUAAGCGAACAUCUUGUGGAUACAAGACUGAACUUGGAUGAUAAGUCAAGACUAGACGCCAUGGAAAUGACAACAGGAGAGAGCGUCCCGACCUUGCAACUGAAGUGCGUCCGGUGCUUGAAUCCAUGA
This is a messenger RNA of Panicum virgatum (switchgrass), 936 nucleotides long. Its product is annotated as U-box domain-containing protein 70-like. The coding region runs from base 1 to 936 and encodes 311 amino acids. The record is from RefSeq and is a predicted model, not a curated record. The transcript has 4 exons. NCBI's taxonomy places the organism in Eukaryota, Viridiplantae, Streptophyta, Magnoliopsida, Poales, Poaceae. Gene Ontology annotation, biological process: protein phosphorylation. Gene Ontology annotation, molecular function: ATP binding; protein kinase activity.